ACAUCUAGCAUAAAGGCGCCAUAUUGAUUUACACAACAUGCUCAUUGGUCGAGACGGUCUUAUGCUAUGCAUAUGCAGUUAUGUCAUUUUGUGUGUGAUGGCCUUUACACCGUGCUCCAACCUAAUCGCUAACCUUGCAGCCGAUUCCAAAACGCUGAGAAUAAUGUUUUUCAAUGCGAUGUCUUUUGUUGUGUAUCUUUAAAUUUUGUUGUGUUGUGCAUGUUUAAAAAUGCUUGUCGUCUUGUUGAACGAUUCUUGUUAAACGCCUCUAAACGAGUAAAGAAAAUAUUGUACUAUAUGGCUGAGAAAAAACACAUGGUAGUGCACAUGCCGCACCAUGUACAGCAAAAGUUGUGUCAAACUCGACCGCUGUAUAGACGAGGAAAAAGAUUGACAGCAGUCAAGGUUUAUACGAUUAAUGAUGAAUCGCAGCAUUUACUGAUAUGUGGAGUACCAAAAUUACAAUUAGGAGAAGAAAUAGGAAAACUUGUCUAUCCGUAUGGAGAUGUGAAAGCGAUUCAGUUGGUGACUGAAUAUCCUUCGGAAGAAUUUACGGAAACAUACCAUAUACAUUAUGCGUAUAUUCAAAGUGCAAGAGUGGCGAAACGUUUGAUUGACGAUAAGAACUUUUUUGGAGGAAUUCUGCAUGUUUUCUAUGCUCCUGAAUUAGAAACUCUGGCAGAAACCAGAGCAAAACUUACGCAACGCCGAAAAGAUGUAGCGACACGGAUAAAAAGAAAUCAACAAGAUUUAACGAACCCAGUAGUAGACAAAUUUGUUCCAAGAGAACAGUAUCGUAGAAAAAGGAAGAAUCCUGCUUUGCCCCUUACUGAAGGACGACUUAAACAUUGUUAUCCUGGAGAAACACUGUCCUCUAUUUGUAAUGGGAUACCGCAGAAUAUAGAUCCAAGAUUUGUAUCUGAACCUAGUUUACCGAUAAACUGGAAUAGUGAUAAUUGUAGUAGCGGCGCUGCAUCUGGUUCGAAAUCGUUGUCAACACCGUAUCAACUGACUGAAACAGUGAUACAACAGUCGAAUAAACAUCCAGCGUCAAACAUGCGAAAGAGAAAAAAUUACAAAGGGCGAUCUAUCGACGAUAAUGUAAAAGUUAAAAUUAUACGACCGCAACUUAUAGAUACCAGAAAUAUAGCAAAGUUAAAUUCCACUGAGAAAACGAAUGUAUUUUGUAAUGUAAAGAAGAUAGAGAGUGGAAUUACAGUCAAGUUUGAAACGUCUAAUAAUGAAAAAAAGAAGAUAGUUGUAAAAAAUCCAAAUGUAACGAACUUGAUUCAACCCAGCACAAAUCUUCAGUUUUUGAUUCGGAUGGCAAAAUCUCAAAUUCGUACAGCAUUGGAGAAACGUGAUACUUCGAUAAGCGACACUUGAAGUGUGUCACAAAAAUAAGAUUAUGUACAUCUUAAUUUCACUUCCUUACAAUUUUUUAUUUUAAACUAAAGAUAUAUAGGUGCAUUUUUUUCUUACGAUUCAAAUGAGUUCAGUUGUAUCGCCCUUUUUGUCCUAAAAUCAAAUUUAAUCUUGAAAUAAAUUUGUGCACUUAAAUGAAAA
This is a messenger RNA of Linepithema humile (Argentine ant), 1566 nucleotides long. RefSeq lists its product as uncharacterized. Gene Ontology annotation, cellular component: nucleoplasm. The record is from RefSeq and is a predicted model, not a curated record. NCBI's taxonomy places the organism in Eukaryota, Metazoa, Arthropoda, Insecta, Hymenoptera, Formicidae. Gene Ontology annotation, molecular function: nucleic acid binding.